Sinocyclocheilus anshuiensis is the source of this 6294-nucleotide messenger RNA. RefSeq names its product NLR family, CARD domain containing 5 (gene nlrc5). Gene Ontology annotation, molecular function: protein binding. The transcript has 44 exons. NCBI's taxonomy places the organism in Eukaryota, Metazoa, Chordata, Actinopteri, Cypriniformes, Cyprinidae. The record is from RefSeq and is a predicted model, not a curated record. Gene Ontology annotation, biological process: positive regulation of MHC class II biosynthetic process; positive regulation of transcription by RNA polymerase II; positive regulation of MHC class I biosynthetic process. The coding region runs from base 309 to 5579 and encodes 1756 amino acids.
UAUUUGAAUUCGUUAUAAAGUGCUUUUGGUUGUGAUUGCAUAGAAAAGUAUCCGAAAAUAACCCUUUCAACAUGCUCAGUCGUCGAUAGAUAAAAUGUUAUUUUAUAUUAAAACACACUUAACGUUAAAUGGCGCACUAGCGCAGUUUGGCGGGGUUGGUUUAGUAGAGUCGCGCUAACGUCUGGUUCACUGCAGGAUCCGUAUUUUUAAUGCGUAUAAAAGAAAUCGAAACCAAACCAGAGGGAUCGUUUAGUUUAAUUUUCUUCCCUUAAACUGGACCCGAUGCGUUAUGCCACCAGCGCUAAUGGAUGAGGAUGGAAAGGGUGGACUGGCCGGGGGACAUCCUGUCACUGGUGGCCCAGGAGGCCAGUGCACUGGUGGAAUUGCUCUGCGAACAAAACAGUGGUGUUCUGGAUCGGAUCUUUGCCUUAGUGGAACCUAAAACACUGGAUCACAGACAGUCACUGACCAACACCAGAGACCGUGUCUCAGCCAUUGUAGAUUACUUUAAGUCUUCAGACCGAAACUCAUGUAGACGGUUUCUCACCAUUGUAUAUCAGUACAGUGAAAACAUUCCCCUUCUUCUUGAAACUACACUGGUGUCCAUAGCAGGAUACACACCUGGAACAAACUUCAAUCAUACAUGUGAGACUGUCGAAUCUUCACCUUCACCAUAUGUGAAACGUCCACGACUAGAUCAUUUACAGAGCUACAUGGAUGCUCUUAAAUCCAUGGUACUGCAAAAAUAUGAGUCAGUGGCACAAGCUGUAGUAAAGGACAUCCGUCUGGAAGACACAUGGGUGUAUUUAAGACACAGGAACCCUCCACGAGGGAAAGACAGGACCAUCCAGCCUCAAGCCUCUCUAGACAACCAUGAAGGAGAAGAGUCAGAGCAUAAAGUGUCUGUUGAGUCUCUUUUGAAAACCACCAGCAGGGUUGUCACGCUGCUGGGCCAGGCUGGAUCUGGUAAGACCCUGCUGGUUCACUGCCUCGGUCGUGACUGGGCUGAAGGUUCCUUCCCAUCUAUUCACCUGCUGUUCCUGCUGGAGUUCCGGCAGCUCAAUCUUAUCUCACGUGAUUUGUCCUUGAAAGAACUACUCUUUCUCUUCUAUCCUGCUGGUGAUGAUGAUGAGGAACAAAGUGAUGCAGUGUUUGAAUUCAUCCUCUCCAACCCUGAGAAGGUCUGCUUCAUAUUUGACGGGUAUGAUGAGUUUCGUGCCAAGCUUACGCAUCCUGAAAAGCUGGAGAGCAUCAAUGACCCAAACAAACCUCUUCCAUUGACAGAUCUCCUCUCAGGACUGUGCAGUCGUAGAUUCCUUCCAGAUUGCACUGUGUUGGUCACCUGUAGACCACGAGAUGUGACUGACAUGUUUGGAAGCCCUGGCUUCAUAACCUGUGAGCUACAAGGGUUUGACCGAUUGGGUGUGAAGGAAUAUGCCGAGCAAUACUUCCAUAAAAAAGGAGAUGAACUCAAAAAGAAAGCUGUAAACUUGUUGACGAACAACCGACACCUCUUGUCAAUGUCUCACGUACCUGGACUCUGUCAUAUUUGCUGUGUAUGUAUGGAACAUCUGUUCUCCAGUGAUGGAACUGAUCUACAGCUACCAACGUCCUUAACCCAAAUCUACAUGCAGAUCCUCUUGGCGUUCCUCAAACGCAUCAAUGGAGGUGUGGUGUCUGGUACAUCUCCACUGCAGAGAUACAGAUCUAAAAUUGUUGAGAUGAGUCAGUUGGCCCUCAAAGGACUGGAGGAAAGCACUAUAGUCUUCAUGGACACAGAUGCGUCUCCAGAGCUCCAGGAAUUUGGUGUUAAAAGCGGGAUACUGUCUUGUGUGAAACUGACUCGUGAGGAUGGAUCUUCAGGAUAUGGUUUCACGUUCAUGCACCUUACAAUGCAGGAGUUUCUCGCUGCUCUCCACCUCAUGACCAGUCAGAACAUCACUGAGAGUCAACUUAAGAAGAAGCUUAACUUGAAAACCCGCUGGACCACCAAGAUUGAUCCAAAAUCCGUUUUUACAGACUCUCUCCAUGUUUACGUAUGUGGGCUUGCGGCAGAGGCCUGCAAGUCCAGUUUGGUCCAACUUAAAGGGACCGAGGGCAUUACGGCUUGGGUACAAAAGCGGCAAGCUACCGUCCGUAAUGUUUUGCUGGGUUUUGCAGGAAGUACCAGUCAAACAGGCCCCAAAAUUGUGGAGCUGUGUCGAUGUGCUCAUGAGACUCAAGAUGCUAAGUUGGCAAGAGCUAUUGGUUCGAGACCACAGUUUGAACUGCGAAAUAUCAGACUCAAUGCAGUUGACAUGGAUUCUUUAGCAUUUGUGACAGCAGCUGCUGAUCAGAAUGUAUGUCUGGACAUUGGUGGCUGUUCAAUUGAUCCGGAUUGUUUGGAAAUUCUCCCUAGUUUCAAGAAUGUGGAUCAUCUCAUUUUCCGUAGCCGGAAAUAUGAUGACAAGUUUGCAGAGGCUUUGUGUGGUAUCCUGUGUAAACUCCAGGCUUUGCAGAAAUUAGAUUUUAUCAGUGGUGGUCUCACUGAUGUUGGAGCUGCUAAACUUGCCAGGGCUUUAAAGGAUUGUCCACACAUCACUCACCUCAAUGUUAGUGAUAACUCUUUGAACGAUGAAGGUAUAACAGAGAUUGCGGAAACACUAUGCAGACUGCCCAACAUUGUCUCUGUCUUGAUGGGGAAGAACAGCAUCUCCACAGAUGGAAUCCUCACACUCGUUGAGAGAAUGUCUGCCUGCAACUCUGUUCAGAAAGUCCAUGUUGAGGCCAAUAAAGACAUCAGCCUUUUCUUCUCACAAAGCUCUGAUAAAGUCUGUGAAAACACAGAUUUGAAUAACACAGAAGAGCCAAAGAAUGUAAUGUUAAAGCAGUGUAACAUCAAUGUUUCCAAUGUAAUCAGCCUGUGUAAUAAACUCGGGGGCUUUUCCUACAUAACCCUUGUAGAUUUGUCCAACAAUUCACUGGGUAACAAGGGCCUGAAGAAGAUUCUGGACCUUCUACCUAAACUAGGAAUGAUUCAGGAGAUCAAUGUCAGUGAAAAUGGUGUUGAUAUGGAUGGGGUCGUGAUGCUUGCUUCUGCCCUUUGUAACCAGAAGAACCUGAGGAAAGUGGAUGCAAGUGAAAAUGGAAAGAAAAAGCUGGUUCUUUGGUUUGACACCAGCAGACGGCAUAAUUCAAGACAGCUGACCCCAAAUGUAACUGGGAUACAUCUGCAUAAAAAACUCAGUUUAACCCGUAGUGAUAUCAAACCUGUCUACAUGACCAAGCUGUGUAAGCAACUGGUAAAAUGUGAAAACCUACUGGACAUUGAGUUCUCCCAUCUAAAAUUAUCAAAUGAGUCUGUAGAGAAGUUGAUGUUGAUUCUUCCUGAAAUGUCUUCUCUUCAACUACUGAACCUAAGUCAUGUUGACCUGUCUACAAAUGGGGCUUUGUUAUUGAUCAGAUCUCUUGCUGACUGUCAGCGUGUCACAGCUGUAGAACUGAGGCACCAGGCAGAAGCAUUCAUCAAGUUUGUUCCUGAAAAGGCAGAGGCAGCAAUUUGCAAGCUCACAGAGUAUAAACUGUGCAAAAGCAAUGUCGAGAAGCUCUCAAGGAUACUGGAAAACUGUCCUCGCCUAUCUGAAUUGGAUUUGUCUCAUAACCUUCUUCAUGAUGAAGGGGUGAAAUGUUUUGUUGACUAUUUGCCUAAACUAAAGAUCUCCAGCUCGGUGAGCCUCACCGGUAACCAAAUAACUCAAGUCGGGGCACUGCAUCUGGUCAACUCAAUGAACACCUGUGAGAAAGUUGUUGCUGUUGAAGUCAGUCUUGGAGUGGAAGAUCAGUCUCUGAUUAAGUUUGUGCAGGAACAUGUCAAUGGCAAAACUCUUAGGCUAAGGGAGUGCAGUUUUGAGGUCAUACACUUGAAGAAGCUUGUGGAAAUAGUGAACAGAUGCCCUAGACUACUUACAUUAGAAUUGUCUUCUAAUUCACUGCACAGUCAAGGCCUUUUCUCUCUACUGGACAGCCUGGUUGAGCUCUCCACAAUCCAAACUGUGAAAUUAAGAAGUAAUGGUCUGAGUUCUGAGCAGAUUGAGUAUUUUGUUAAAAAGUUAAGUAGCUGUCACCAACACAGAGACACCAGGAUUGAAGAGCCGUGGCUGACAGGAAAUGCUGUUGCCAGUCUCAUUGCCAAAUGCCUAAAUUUGCAGCCACACAUCAAAGAAAUCAGCGUCAACCGUGCAUCCAUAAACAUCAUUACAGAGGGAAAUUCCAGUCCUAGAUCCACUUUUGUAGGUCAUUCUGAAAACUUCUCACCUGCUCUGCAGUCCAUCAGCUUUGAUGACUGUGACAUAGAAGGACAGCAUCUCGCUCCUCUGACACUUCCCAUUCAGAAAUGUCAUGCCUUGCAGGAUUUAAGAUUCUCUCAGCUCAAAGUGGACAGAAAAGGUGCAGAUUUUUUUUCUGCGGUCAUUCCCUUCUUACGGAAUCUCAGGAACCUCACUCUUGAUUUGAAAGGAGCAGCUGAGGAUGAGGUGGCAACACUUAUGGAAGCAUUACCAAAAACUACAUCAUUUGAGAGUUUGAGUUUGUCCCAGCUUGUUUUAGGUGACCAUGGAGCUACAGUACUUGAAAGAGCACUUCAAAGUGUGCCAAAUCUAAAGUCGAUCAAUCUGUCCCAGUGCUCUGGUUGGACAGCAGCUCGAGGGCGGGACCUGGUCAGAGGUCUGGUGCAGUGUGUCUCGCUGGCAGAGAUACGACUUGACUCUGUGAUACUUGAUGAGGAGGGUAUAACCAUUCUAGCUCAAGGCUUCAGCCGUUUGACCUCACUUAGGAGGCUCAGCUUGAACAAAAUCAGAGUGGUGACAUCAGAGACAUUUGUGAAUGGCACUGGCAUACUCUGUCUACUGGCCUCUUUUAAGGGUUUUAGACAGAUGGAAGAGAUUGAGUUGGAAAGUUGGAGAAUUGGAGACAGUGGUACUUAUGAACUUGUGAAAUACAUUCCUUCAUGGACUGAACUAGUAAAACUAAGUCUGUCAGACAACAAUGUGACUGACCAGGCUGGAGAGAAGCUAUUGGCAGCACUAUCCCACUGCAGAGUUCUUCAGAAACUACAGCUGUCCAAAAACCAACUUGGUCAAGCCAGUGCUGCUAAACUAGCACAAGUCGUUCCGUUACUGCCUCAGCUUUCAGAACUCAAUUUGUCAGAGAAUCAGUUUGGCCAACAAGGAUCCAUGUCUCUUUGUGAAGGUCUGAUGAGCAUGAAAGCACUAAAAAUACUACAUUUGACUUCGAUUGGGAGUUCAGAUCUGGUUGGUGUUGCCUCAUCCCUCAAACACUGUCCAUCCAUAGAGGACGUCAGCUUGUCAUGGAAUUUAUGUGAUGACAGCCUGGCACGGACACUGGCUGAGAUUCUACCCCUGUGUACAAAGCUGAAAAGACUUGACCUGGAGGCCAAUAAUAUCACCACAGCAGGAGCCACAGUAAUAGCCAAAUGCCUCCCAUCAUGCCCCUCCAUUGAAGUAAUAAGACUCUGGAGGAACCCAAUUACCAAAGAAGAUGAGAAUCUGAAAGAUCAGAGACUGAAUUUUUCAUCAGUUUAACCACUUAUGUUUUCCUCCGUUUUUUUUCUUCAUUUUUUUUAUAUUGUAAAUAAUAUUGGUGAAGUGCUAUUACCAGAUUUUAAGAUUGAGUUAUUUAAUCGGGGAACACAUUACCUCAUUAGAGCAAUUCAUUACACAAAAAAAAACAACAACACAGUUUCCAGCUGUUCAGGGACUUGAAUCAUUGAAUGUCCAUCUAAUGGAAAUAGUAGGCUCUGGUAAAUAAAGAGAAUGAGCAGGCAACACUUACUACCCCCCCCAAAUGCAAAUGCCAUCAAUUGCAUUACCUUUACAAGAGAUUUACAUUUUCUGUGGAUUUUCUAACUUGCAAGAAUUAGAAACAAUGAAAAUGUGACUAAUUAGCACAGUGAAGCAUGCAGGCAGCUCUCUUGUAAAGUUCAGCACAGUCAUGCUCUUUGCUUAUACACUGCCAUAAGAGCCCAGACCUCCAUUAGGGGCAUUCAUGCAUUUAUCAACCCUGGACACAAACCACCAUGUUGUGUUCUCCUUUAAAUUACGUCUUUAUGUCUGUAUUUUACUUGAUCUAUUCAGCUUUUACCUAUAAAUUGUUUUAUUUUAUUUUAUUUUUGGAAUGUGGCACCUGUAAGGUGAAAUUGCUCAGUUUUUGUGGUAAACGCACAAACAUCCUCUCUGAUAGCUGCACUGAUAAAUUUGUAUUCUAUUCAUGUGUUUUUUAUGUGCACUUUAAAUUUAA